AUGCUCGACCUCAACCCCGUGCAAAUGCUCCACCUCGUCACAAUGCUCGACCUCAACCCCGUGCAAAUGCUCCACCUCGUCACAAUGCUCGACCUCAACCCCGUGCAAAUGCUCCACCUCGCAAGCGUCAGGCGGUUUGUGGCGAGCGUAUCGGCUGUGGCCUUUCCCGGUCAAGGCGCUCAGUAUGUGGGGAUGGGUGCGUCGCUGGUGGCCAGGUCGGAGGCAGCAGCUCGGGUCCAUGCCGAGGCUGACGAGGCGCUGCCCGGCUUGAGCAGUAUCGUUCAGGAUGGCCCGGCGUCACGGCUGAACGAGACCCGGUGGACGCAGCCUGCUAUUCUUGCCCACUCGAUCGCAGUAUGGAAGUCUGUCCUUGCUGAUGAUGCCCUGCCGGAGCGCCCCGACUAUGUCCUGGGCCACUCGCUGGGCGAGUUCUCGGCCCUGGUGGCAGCUGGCGCCCUACCCUUUGCCGACGCGCUCUCCAUCGUCCAUCGUCGCGGAGAGGCCAUGCAGGACGCUGUUCCGCGCGGACAGGGCAUGAUGGCGGCGCUGAUGCCCAUGUCGCAUGCGCGUGCACAGGAUCUGCUGGAUGCCUGGGCAGAUGCCGAGUUUGAGGAUCCGCACUCGGCGGCACGGGUGGUCUCCAUUGCCAACGUCAACUCGCCAUCACAGGUCGUCAUCUCGGGCAAGGCCCAGGCUGUCCAGGAUGUCAUUGAUCUGGCCAAGUCUUCGUUUGGCGUUCGCCGCGCCACAAAACUUCCGGUCUCCGCGCCCUUUCACUGCGAGCUGAUGGCCCCGGCCGCCACCGCCGUCCGUGCCAUGCUUGAGGCUCUGCCUGGCGGCCUCUGCGCUCCGGCCAUGCCCAUCGUCUCCAACAUCGACGCCCACCCUCGAGCCGCCGGUGGCUCAGAGCUGGUCGACGCUCUUGUGGCGCAGACCACGUCGUCAGUCCUCUGGUAUCCCUCGCUCGAGUGGCUCGUCGAUCCGGCCGGUGGCAACGUCGACACCUUUGUCCUCAUCGGCCCGGGCACCGCCACCCUUGCCUCGUUCUUGCGGCCGCUGAUGGCCGCCCGAACCGCAGCCGGCGGGCCCGAGCUCCGCGUCCUCGAAUUCGAGUAA
Messenger RNA from Thecamonas trahens ATCC 50062, 1116 nucleotides. RefSeq lists its product as uncharacterized. Gene Ontology annotation, molecular function: [acyl-carrier-protein] S-malonyltransferase activity. Gene Ontology annotation, biological process: fatty acid biosynthetic process. The record is from RefSeq and is a predicted model, not a curated record. The transcript is spliced from 2 exons. Lineage: Eukaryota; Apusomonadida; Apusomonadidae. Bases 1 to 1116 code for a protein of 371 amino acids.